Prorocentrum cordatum is the source of this 666-nucleotide messenger RNA. The record is from the annotation of a GenBank genome assembly. Lineage: Eukaryota; Dinophyceae; Prorocentrales; Prorocentraceae.
AUGGGGGCAGCGGACGGAGCGCGAGGGGGAGCGGUGGGAGGAGCCCCAGGGCGAGCUCACGGGCGCCUCGGCGCCAUCGCUGGCUCGAGGCGCCGAGCGCGAGGGCGCUGCGCCCGGAACCGGAUGCACCCGCUGCCGGGGCUGCCGCCGCGGCCUCCCUCGGCGCCCGGCUGCGGGCGGGAGGCCCCGCACGGCAGGAGGGUGCUGAGCUCCGCCGAGCUCGAGGAGGUGCGCAUCGAGGAGAAGCGCAAGGAGGUGCAGCGGCUGCUCCGGCGCAACGCGCAGCACAUGGCCAGCCUGAGGGCCUGCAGCUCCGAGCGCCGGCUGCCCGAGGGGCAGGCGGGCGGCACUCCGCGCAGGGGCGCCGGGCCGCUGUCCCGCAGCAGCUCCUUCUCGGGCGCGCGGUCCGGCCCGAGCUCGCGCGCGCCCUCCCCGGAGCGGGCCGCCGGCGAGCCCUGCUGCGCCAGGGUCGCCCCCGGCUCCGAGCUGGAGGCGCGCGGCGGCCCCGAGGGCCCGCCUCGCGGCACCCCGGCGUGCGGACCGCCCGCGCGGCCGCCGAGGUUUCGUCCGCCCGGCCGCAGCUCCAGCGGGCCUCUGGCGGCAGAGGCCUCGUCGAAGCCCAAGAUCAAGUAUUCUCCGUCGUUGCAGCGCUUCCGCAUGUUCUGA